CGUCAACCCAGACAUAAGCCGAGUUCCGGGAAUGGGGCUUCUCUACUCUGAGCUUGUUCAGGGGAUUCCUCCAAUAUUCCCUCAUCUUAUUGCCAGUGUGUCAUCCAUCCAUUCAGUCCUUGUCUUUGUUUCGAUCAAGGCCAUCCCUGUCAGCCGAGUUGCUUUGGAGGAGAGGUUCCUAUUUCGCCAUGUCGAGCCUAGAGAGUACCGAAUGUUCCGUUGUGUGGUGAGGCACGGUUACAAGGAUGGACUUGAAGAUCCUAUCGAGUUUGAAUCCCAAUUAAUACAAAAUCUUAAGGCCUUCAUUCAACAAGAGAGUUUUAUGCUUACUGAGGGGGCUGAUGUAGCAGAAAGUAGUGAUCAGAUGGCACUCAAGGAAGCAGAAGCACAAGUAUUGCAGGAAGGAACUAAAGUAAGGUCUGCUAAUUCUUCCAGCAGAAUAAUUCCAAACAAUAAUAAUCAAGGCAUUGUGUCUCGUGCCUCCUCGGAUCCCAUUGUUCAUGUGGCACCUAACAAGUCGUCCACUUUCUCUGAUCCGCCCAUCCAGGGUGCUGAAGAUGAGGUCAAGUUCAUAGACAAGGCAAUGGAAAAGGGUGUGGUGUAUAUGUUAGGCGAAGCAGAGGUGGUGGCUCAACCAAAUUCAUCUUUUCUCAAUAAGAUAGUUGUCAACUAUGCUUACAGCUUCUUGAGAAAGAACUUCCGCCAAGGGGACAAGUUGAUGGCAAUUCCUCGUAAGAGACUUCUCAAGAUUGGAAUGACAUAUGAAAUAUAACUCCAUAUUUCAGUGCACAUUAGUAGGAAUCGCUUGCUCCUUCUCUUGCUCUCUCACAUUCACCAUUUGAUACAUCAUACAUGUAAGGUCAAUUUUUUUUAGUGUCUUAAUAUAUAGAAAUAAAACAAUCAAGUAUCAAAUAAUGAAUAUAACAGAGCAAGUUUCUAAGAAUUUCUCGGGGCAAAAGUCUUUGAUGAUUCACUGAAACAUGUCAAUAGCCAUAUAAAUGUAUAUCUAGUACAUCUGUAACUACUA
This is a messenger RNA of Arachis ipaensis, 1027 nucleotides long. The record is from RefSeq and is a predicted model, not a curated record. NCBI's taxonomy places the organism in Eukaryota, Viridiplantae, Streptophyta, Magnoliopsida, Fabales, Fabaceae.